Messenger RNA from Schistocerca nitens (vagrant locust), 8927 nucleotides. RefSeq lists its product as uncharacterized. The transcript has 12 exons. Gene Ontology annotation, molecular function: DNA-binding transcription factor activity, RNA polymerase II-specific; RNA polymerase II transcription regulatory region sequence-specific DNA binding. NCBI's taxonomy places the organism in Eukaryota, Metazoa, Arthropoda, Insecta, Orthoptera, Acrididae. The record is from RefSeq and is a predicted model, not a curated record. Gene Ontology annotation, biological process: regulation of transcription by RNA polymerase II. The coding region runs from base 334 to 8274 and encodes 2646 amino acids. Gene Ontology annotation, cellular component: nucleus.
CCAAGGGUUGUUGACAGAUUUGUGUUGGGAUGCGAAAUUUAUUAUUAAUUCAAGAAACGAAAUAAUAUGUAUAGAAGUAACCAGUUAAAUCGUAGAAAGUGGUAUUAAGCAUGCAAAAUUACAUUAAGUUAUCUUGCGUAGUGAUUCUGUGUUUUAUUCCGCAGUGACCGCGUUCAGUUUUGUGUGUGCGACUUCUUGCGAUAAAAGCAUAUCCCGCGUGCUUGAUGCUGUUACAGAGUUCGCACCUUAUACAAACGAAGGAAACCAACGUAAAUACAUGACAGCUGGUUGACAGAUGCCAACGAGAAGUUUCCCGCAACUUGUUAUAAUAAUAUGUACUCAAAAGCUGUGAAAGUUUCUUCCGAGACCAGAAUACAUUUUCGACAAACCUCUAUUUCUCUUUCCGAAGCAGCAAACAAACGAAUUACCGGUGACAAAACAAACAGAGAUUCCACAGGUGAUUUGAGAUGCUUUAUAUGCGACGGAAAAAUUACUGGAACCUGCUUCCCACUUGUCGUUGGCGUAACGCCAUACAGUAAAACAGACAUACCAACAAAAAUAGGCCAGUUAAUGGGAGAAGGUUUUAUGGUAGUAGUGUCUGAAGACGAUAAUUUAUGUAAGAGAUGUACGUCACUGUUGUAUCAACUUGACAGAUUAGAAGUGGAUCUGAAUUUAGUAAAAGAUGCAUUAACGAAUUACCUAAAACUGAAGUAUCAGUUAAAUGAAGAGGAUCAUGAAAUAGCAACUAGCAGAGAUGACUCAAGUUUUCUACUUUACAAUGAGGAAGAGAAUGAAAAUGACAAAGCUAGUUGCAAGAAGUUGUGUGGCAGGGAAGGAGAGGUUGCAGUAGAUGAGGAAUUUAAGGAUGGAUGUGAGAAUAUUCCAGGAAUUUUAAGCAGCGCAACAAAGAGUCCCAAAAAGAUAAAUGCUGAAAUAAUACUGGAUGAAAGACUUGGUAAGAGGAGGAAGAAGAAAAGGAGAACUACAGAUGCAUUGGGUGUUUUAAAUGGCCAGUCAUCCUCCACAAAUAAGGAAUACAAAUGCAAGAGUUCUCGAGGAACCCAGAAACAAAUAAAAAAUAUUCAUUCAGCAGAGUGGCUGUGCCAUAUCUGUGACAUGAUUUUUGAAGAAGAAAACAUGCUUGCAUCACAUAUAAAAACUAGCUCUCAUAAUGAUAUGGUACACCAUAAGCUGCAGAGUGGACAGCCUGGUAACAAGAAAACAAGUAUUUUCAUUUCUGGAGAAUACACCUGCAGCAUUUGCAACUUCAAAACAGGAAGCAUAGCGACUUACAGAGACCAUCAGCAGUUUCAUUUUCAAAAUCCCUCAGAAUACGAGUCAUCAUGUAAAAGCUUUCUAAAGAGAGCACAUGGCCAAAAAUUGAAUUCAUACAAAACAGACGAUCAUUUUGUGGACAGUACAGAGAAAGGAAGUGAACAGAAAGUAAUCCAGGAAGAGCUCACCUGUAAUUUACAAAAUGGUAUCACAAAAGAUGGCUUUAAUAUUCUGAAGGCAGAAGACAAGGUGACUGUUGACACUAAUUAUACAAUGACUGAAAGUCAGAAGUUAGCCACUGAGGACAGAAUUCCCAACACAGAACAUUAUUUCUGCAGUUCUUGCUCUUUAGUGUUUCUCUCAGAUAGGUUACUACAGCACCAUAAAAAUGUACAUCAUACGCUACCAUCAUUAAGGAAAGACACAUUACUUACUACAGAAAUAACCAGUCAUAAUUUUUGUGAUUUACAGCAGAAAGGUUGCUUGGACAGUAAUAAGUCUUCCAACCAGUAUAUGAACAAUGAAAAUUUUAUGAACUUGUUUAAAAAAGUAAGCACUCAAUUUAUGCAAGUUCCUAAUAGAAGUAACAAUAACUUAAAUGGCACAGAGUUAGCCAUUGAAAAUGUAUCAGGAAGAGUGACUUCCAAUUCCACUACAUGUGCAAAAAAUGAUUGUGAUUCUAGCCAGCAUGCUGAUGGUGAAAUAGAUUAUACAGUUUCUGGUAAAAAUGAACAGCAGUCUGCAACAACUCAGAACUCAACUUUUGAAAACUCUAGUGAAUCCUUAGUAACAACACAUAGGUCACAUUCAUCUGAAGCAACCCAAGUAAAUAACAGUAUUCCAUGUAAUUUUCCGAUUAAUAAAUUUAUGGAAAAUGCUAGGACUGACUCAGCUGUAAAACAAAAGGGAAAUUCUGAGAAAAAUGUUAGUUCUAAUUCAAGCCAUGAAUAUUUAUUAGGUGCACCAUACAGAGAUAUUCAGAAAAGUGAACUUGUGUCAAAAAAUGGAACUGAAAGUACAAAGCAGAAAGACUGUGAGAUGAAGGCAAAAGUUGAUAAUGAAACAUCUCUGUCAGAUAGCUGUGGAUCAAUAAGUUAUCCACCACAAACAAUGAAGGAAUUGAGGACACCUUUUCUUUUUCAUAUAACAAAACCAGGAACUGCACAGUGUGAAAUUUGUGGCAAAUUCUUUUCUAGCAACAGUAAAAUGUUGUACCAUAGAGAUAUAUGUUCAAAGAAUUUAAGCUGUAAGUUAUGCAAUAAGCAUUUUCUAAAUAUGAAUGAUCUACAUAAACAUAAUAGUGAAAAACAUCAAACACAUAAAAUGCAUCAUAAUUGUAUGCACUGUUCAGCAUCAUUUUUGACAAAGGAACUUUGUCUGACACAUGAAGAAAAUUGUGUAUUUGUGCCCUAUUGUGAUGAAUGUGGAGAAAAAUUUUCUGAAGUUGAUCAGCUGCGGUCUCACAAGGAUACAACUCAUAGAGAUCCUCACUGUCGCUAUUGCGGUAAGGAAAUACUUAAAUUAAAAACAUUACGAUAUCAUGAAUUGAGGCAUAUGAAAGAGACUGCAGAAAAGUUUGAAUGCAGUGAAUGUGAAAAAGUAUUUAAAACAAAAACUGGCCUGCGACAUCAUUUUGCGCUACAUACUGGCCAAUACAAAUUUUGCUGUGAUUAUUGUGGCAGAGGUUUCAUGUCAAGAAUGAUGAUGGAAGAACACAGAAGCAAGCAUACAAAGGAGGAACGUUACAUAUGUGAUGUCUGUGGUCGUAAGUUUUGUUUCCAGAGUACAUAUUGGAUUCAUCGAAAAUGGCAUGACAACCCAUUCCCAUACAAAUGUAAUUUUUGUGGUCGUAAAUUUCGACACUCUUCAUUGUUAGCAGUGCACAAACGUAAACAUACUGGAGAGCGACCCUACAAAUGCCCUCACUGUCCUCUUACUUUUCCUGUUGGAGGCACAUUGAAACGCCAUAUCAUUCUGCACACAGGAGUUUACCCAUAUAAUUGUGAAGUCUGUAAGCGUGGUUUUACAACUCGUCACAAAUUUGCUAUUCAUCUUUCUAAAAUUCAUGGUGACAGUAAAAUGCUAAAUGAAAAAUCGCGACCAAAUGAGUUUAAAAUGGUCAUUAGAGAUAAUGAAACAGUGAAGAAGCAAGAUAAUGUGGAGCCAUCAGCUGAAUGGCAGAACCCUGACGAUUCUGAGCAAGUUGAUAUGAACUUUAGAUUAGGAAGUUCAGCAGGCGGUGUGGAUAAUUUUGACCACUUGGAGGGAGCAAUGUCAUGCUCCUUGGUUCCAGAUGAACUUUUAGUUGGAAAUGCUUUUGCAACCAGAGUCGUUGAGAUAGUUCUUGAUGACACUUCUCAAGCUGUUGCUGCAGUGACUGUUGCAGAUCCUGAAGCAAAUAAUCUUCCUGAUCUGUGGUAUCAAAACAAUGUACAGAGUAAUCAGAUAGCAGUUCAGAAUAGCCAAGUGGCACUAAAAACUGAACUGCAACCUGAAUUACAAAUGAGCAAGUGUGAAUUGCAAAAUACCAAGACAACACUACAGAAUAAAAUGCUGGCAUCACAAACAGUACUGAACAGUGCAAUUCAGCAGAUGUCUAUGGCAAAACAAAGUGUAGCCGCAGCAUUUUUGGAUGCUGUACAUAUGUUAAUAGAAGAUGCUACAGCCAGAGGUAACAACACGGAUACCCAAAACAGUUGCACCAGGCACAACUAUGCAACUAAGGAUGCAUGUAACCAUCUGCAGCAAUCAAAUAGCAGCACAAAUCAACAACAAGAUUCUUCUAACAAUAUUUUUCCAGACUCGGAUAUUGCAAGGGCAAUGACUCUUAAACGGCACAAAGCAUGUGCCAUUGUUUCUAAUGUUAUUGGGACGUCACACAAAGAAGUGUUGGCGAAAAAACUACAACACGCCAAAUUUAGCAUAAUGACGGACGAGUCCACCGAUAUCGGAACUGUGAAAAAUUCCUGCUUGGCGAUCCGCUUUUAUGACAAACAUUCAGGUUGUAUUGAAAGUAAGUUUUGGGAGCUAUAUAAAGUUUAUGAAGAUGGAGACUUAAAUGUUGAGAAAGCUUCUACUGCAGAAUAUCUCUACAAUGGUGUAGUAAAAACGUUUCAACAGCAUAACAUUCCAUUUGCCAAUAUUAUUGGCUUUGGAGCAGAUGGUUGCAAUACUAUGAUGGGAGUUCAGUGGAUUUUACCAAAAUUUACUACUUUCAACGAGUAUUUCCAGUCUAGAGCAGUAGCAAUUGUUGACCUUCAUGACAAGAUUAAAGCUCUCUAUACAGAAAUACUUCUGUAUUUCAUGAAACGCACUUAUGUCAUGGGAAAAAAUCUCAGUGAUGUUGACCCAAAAAAUGCAGCUCAUCAUCUGGAAGAUUCACAACUGUAUUUGGGUGUGAAAAUUCUGAAGAACGUUGGCACACCAGAGAUAAAGAAUCACCCACAUCUUAUCAAGGAUUUUUAUCAUCGAUGCAGGAACUUUCUUGUGCUCGGACUCGGAUGUCAUUUGAGAAGUAAAGGAAAGCAUCCCGAUUGUGUUUCUGCUCAAUUGGCGAUGGUGGAAGAAAAUGGUAACUUUGUUGGAAAACCAUCCACAGAAGUGCCAAGGAAAAGUAAAUGUUUCGUUUGCGAUGUGAUUAUUUCUGAUGGCGGUGUAUGGUUAAUGGAAUUACUGUCUGUCAACGCUAAUCUCCUGGAAAACAUUGGCAGUCUCAUGGGCGAUGGUGCUUUUGUUAUUGUAUCAUGGAAUGACAUUGUGUGCAACGCAUGCUCUUUGUUGCUGAAGUAUUUUACAAAGUUAGAAAGAGAUCUUAUGAUUUUGAAAAAAGUUUUGCGCUAUUACCUUAAGGUUAAGUACCGCUUAGAAGACGAUGGAUUUGACACGAAUACUACGAUUAGCCGGCAAGAUAUUGACUAUAUUGCUGAAUGCUCAUCCCAGGUACUCAGUGCUUCAGAUACAGAAGGAUCACAACUGUCAUAUAGACCACAAAAACUGGAUCUGCCUUUGUCUCAGAAGAGCCACUGUGAUAAAACAGAGCUAGUGCCUCGGAAUAAAACAGCAAAGGUGUCAAACAGUGACACUGUGAGUGGUUUAAAUCGGAAAGAGACAAAUAUAUUUAAAAAGGAAAAACUGAAAACACGUAAUGUGGCUGCACAAGAAAGGUGUCAUUUUGAAAAUUACCAUUCAACAUCAGAACAUUGCAAGAACAAUGAAGCCCACGAGAAGCAACUAGAGCGCACUAUAGAUGCAGAUGUUUGUGUCUCCACUACAGACAACAUGGGGUGUGCAUUAAAUGUGGAAGACCAUCAUAGUAAAAGACAAAAAUGCUUUAUGUCACACUCUUUGAGGAAUGGAAAUAAUGACACUAAAUUACCAGAUCAGCAUGAUGAAGCACAUAGUUUAUUAUUUAAGGAAGGAGCUUUAAAGCAUAAAUGUCCUCCAGGAAAAAAUGACAAUACAAUCUCAGUAGAAAAUUCAGAUGGAAAAAUGAAGAAUGUCAUAUCCAUAACUUUAAGCUCUGACAGUGAACAGGAAUUUGCAGAAGAUCAAUGCAUACAGUCCUCCACUAGAGAACACAUGCCACAACUUCCAUUUAUGAAGUCUCCUGUGUACAGAAUGUUGAGAAAAAAUAGUAACUCAGUGACUACUCAAGAAAAUAAACAGGUUUCAGAGGAAAAAAAUAAAACUGACACAUUUGAAGAAAAUAAAAAAGUAAUUAACCAGAGCAUUUUUUCUGAAGAUAUUAUUGUUCAUGAUAACACAAAGCCUGAGAAAUCAGGCCUUAAGCCUUUAGCAAAAGAGACUGGGAAAAUUAUUUUAAAUAAGGGAUAUGUUGUGGCAAGUAACUCAAUUGCCAACAUAUGCACAAAAACACUGGAGAAUUUAAUUCAAAAAGAGUUACCCAAAUGUACUGAAAGCAGUGUCAGAAGUCCACCUCACUCUGUAGUUAUAAAUGGAGAGCAGUCUACACGCACAGAGGGUUUAGAUUCUUCAGAUCAAAUGCUUUAUUUGCCACAAAAGACAUUUAAGAGGCCUGAGAAGGGCACAUGUGGGUCACCGGGCUCUGAGAAUGUCCUGAAAAGUAUUGAAGAUAAUCAAAUGAUGCUUCAUAAUCCUCAGAAUGAAUGGGCUGGUGGCCUAGAAAUUGGCUUAGAUGACGAUAUGCCGCACAUUGUUCUUGGAGAUGAAAUGGUUGUUGAUGGGUCAACAUGUGAAGAAAUUGCUUUUGAAGAAAUCCAGGAUACAUCUACACAUAAUAAUGAAAAAAAUUAUAGUAUUCAAAGAGAAAUUGCCGAGAGUAAUAUUUCGAAGAUUGAAAAUUUAAAUGCCCUUUGCUCUGGAGAUGCAGAAAUAGAUUUUAUAGAGUCAACUACUACUGAAGAAACUGCCAUUAGAACAGGCCAUGAAGAAAAUGCAAACAAAGCAUCACAGUUGGUUUCAGACACCAGUAGCAGUGGAAAUCAGAGUGCAGCUUCAGAAAAUAGUAGUAUUAAUAAUGAAAGAACUAUUUUGAGAUCUUGUGAUGUUAAAACUCGAGCAUCACUGCUUUUUCAAGAAAAUGUUAGUCACUUGCCAGCAUGUGAAAAACUUUUUGAGUGCCACAUAUGUAAUAGGAUUUUAACAACGCAAAGUAAUUUGAAACGACAUUUGUUAAAGCAUGAGAAGUGUACAGUAGGAUCAAUUAUCUGUGAACUUUGCAAUGAACAACUUGUUGACAGGGUACAUUUGAAACAACAUUUAAAAGUCCAGCAUCAACAAUAUGUAAAAUGUGCAUUUUGUGAUAAAGAAUUUUCAAAUAUGAAAUUGUGUAGAGAUCAUGAACUGACUCAUCCUGAAAGGGCAACUUAUAAAUGUGACAUUUGUAAUCAAAUGUUUGUCACCGAGGGUCGGCUUAAAAACCACAAAGAAUUGAUUCACGAUGAUCUGUGUGACACCUUCAGAGAUAAUGAUUUUUUCAAGUGCCACAUAUGUUUUAAAACCCUGAGGACACAUCACAAUCUUAAGAGACAUCUUACAAAUCAUGAAAAACCUCCAGUAUCUGUGUCAUGUAAUUUUUGUCAAGAAGUUUUCACAGAGAAAUCUAAAUUAUACCAGCACAGGGAAGAGAAACAUCCUAAGAAACACAACUGCACAUUUUGCAACAAAGAAUUUCUGAGCUUGAGAAGCUGCAGGAUACAUGAAUCAUUGCACCCAGAGCGAGUAGUUUACAAAUGUAAUAUAUGUGAAACUGUUUUCCUCACAGAAUUACGGUUGAAUAGACACAAAGAUAUAUAUCAUAGGGAACCAUACUGCCGGAUCUGUCGCAAGGAAAUAACUGAUCGUUCAAAACUUAUUGAACAUGAAAGACGACAUGGGCGCUUUAAACAAGUUUUUAUGUGCAAGGAAUGUCCUAAAGUAUUCAGGACAGCAUCAGGGUUGAAGUACCACAUGUCUGUUCAUACAGGAAAGUAUGCAGUGUAUUGUGAAAUAUGUGGUAAAGGUCUUCAUUCUGAAGUUGUAUUAGCAGAACAUAAAGCAACUCACACAAAAGAAGUGCGGUACACAUGUGAACUAUGUGGCCGAACCUUCUCCUCUAAUAGUACUUAUAGAAUGCACCGUCUCUGGCAUGAUAAUCCUUUGCCUUAUCAGUGUAAUUUCUGUGACAAAAAAUUUAAACAUACUUCUAUUUUGGCAGUGCACAAGAGACGGGUCCAUACUGGUGAACGCCCAUACAAAUGUAAGUACUGUAACAUGGCUUUCAGUGUCAGCAGCACGCUCAACAAGCACUUGAUUCUGCACACAAAACAGUAUCCAUUUAAAUGUGAACAAUGCAAUAAGGGAUUUACAACACGUACUAAAAUAGCGAAUCAUCUUGCAAAAGUCCACAAUGAUGAUAGCAUGUUAAUUGCUGGCAAGAAGGUUUGUGAGUAUAAGAUGGCAUUGAGGCCUAGUGAAAUGGCUGAUGUAGAAUCUUUACAUGAAUUUCCAACAGAUGAAACAGAUGAAAUGGAUUUGUAGGAAAAACCUCAGUCAGUGAAAGUUGUGACCAAUUGUCAGAAUACAAAGUCGUAUUACAGUGGCCCACUGUGAAAUAUAUUUUCUCAUUGCUAUAGUGUAUAAACUAGGAGCGAAGAAGAAAAUAGAAAUAAAUACUGAUGAGUUAACUAAACUCUUAAGACUGUAUAGGGACAAAUUCUAUCAUUUGAGGAGAUGGAAAUUAAAAAUAACCAAACUUAGGUCCAUGUACAAAGUGUUACUUUGCAGAGAAAAUGGGAGGAAGUAUAGUGUUAUUGUUUUUUUUUUUAACAGUAAUAACUAUGCACAGAUAAAAUUGACUCCGAUUGUCCUGAGAAUCUCAUCUCUUAUUUUUAAAUGAGUGGUUCUGAAGUGCACAAUACUUAAACAUUCCACCAAUGUUUUGUAGUGAGACUAAAAGACUCUUGUGUGAUACAUUUGUGUGUGUGUGUGUGUGCGUGUGCGUGUGUGCGCGCGCGCGCGUGCGCGUUUUGCUUUUCCAGAAAAGUGCUUAUACAACAGAAUUGUGUAGUAUACUGUAAUAUUUCUCGAAGUUUGAAUAUUUUUGUGGGAAAAAGUUAUUUUUUGUGGACUUAUAAGACCUUGUUGAAAACCGUCGUUUGAUGAGUUAUAAUCUGAAAAUAAUAACCACUAUU